Messenger RNA from Suillus bovinus, 582 nucleotides. RefSeq lists its product as uncharacterized. The record is from RefSeq and is a predicted model, not a curated record. The coding region runs from base 1 to 582 and encodes 193 amino acids. Lineage: Eukaryota; Fungi; Basidiomycota; Agaricomycetes; Boletales; Suillaceae. The transcript is spliced from 2 exons.
AUGGCUGAUGUCGACGAUGGAGCCCUGAUACCUCAUGAUGAUGAAAACACAUUGGACAAAGCAUCACCUGAGCCUACCAUACAGAUCCCUCAUUGUCCACCAUGCACAUCUAUCCAGCAUCGCCCAGUCAUACCCCCCCUUGAUACAACCCAACAAGGCCUUUUCAUUUCGCUCAACUCUCCAGAAUCGAAUGACCACGGGACAAAAAUUCCCCUUGUCAUCUACAAUCUCCUCUGUUCUCGCAAGCGGCUGCAUGAUGUGAUGGCCGAGUUUACAAUGAAGAUGAGCCAGGCAUCAGACACCCUUAUUCAGCACAUCCAGGAAUCAUCAGUAACUGAGGCCGACCACAAGCGCAUGAAGAUGGAGACCAAAAUUGCUGCUAGGGAACUCAAGGCUCAUGAAAGUCGAGAUGAGCAUGAACACUUGUUGUGCACUGCUUUGGCAACUCAGAUUCAUGAGCUUGCAAUGGCAGAUCAGCGGACAAAGCAGCUUGAGUUGGAGGUCAAACUCGAGCAAAUCAAGUUGGAUUGCUUGGCUCUGGAGAAGGAGAAGGAGAAGGAGAAGGGGGAGAGCUCUUGUUAG